UAUGUCACGGAAUUUACUGUCAAAGAACAGGAACCACCGGGGAUUUAUAUCGGGAAUAUACCCGAAUCAAGUAACCUCUUCCAAAAGGCAAAUAUUUCUCAAGAUGUAUUUGACAGAAUGACGUAUACGUUUCAUCAACCUGAUAAUGAAUAUAAACAUGUAUUUAGUAUCAAUAAUGUCACCGGUGAUCUUUUUUUUAUCGACAACAAUUGACAGGGAAGACAUUCAGAAAUGCAGAUACUUUCUGGAUUGUGUUUUAACGUUUGAUGUGGCUGCAAAUGACUGUUUUGGAGAGUUUCUAAUUGUUACAGUUAAUGUCCACAUAAAGGACAUCAACGACAAUGCCCCACAAUUCCCAGAAUCUGCAAUAACCAUCAACAUUUCGGAAACAUCUAGCGUCGGCCAUCUUGUUCAACUUCCUUCUGCUGUGGAUCUGGACACAGGGAUAAACAAUGGAGUCCAGAGCUAUGAAAUUUUUCCUGCCAAUGGAACUUUUGGACUUGUAACUACGAAAAAAGUGGAUGGAAGCUUUGAUGUGAAAUUAAGGUUGCAGGAACGACUAGAUAGAGAGAAAAUUGAUAAAUAUAUCUUCCAAAUUUUUGCAAAAGAUGGUGGGACUGAAAGGAACACUGGGAAAUUACAAGUUGACAUAAAUGUUUUAGAUGAUAAUGACAAUCCCCCAGUGUUUAGUGAAUCAAUUUACAAUUUAACUGUAAGUGAGGAUACCCAGCCAGGAACCACGAUUCUGACUGUGACCGCCUUUGAUAAAGACAUUGGUAUGAAUGGAGAGGUGGAGUAUCAUAUCAGUCAACAAGCCUUCAGUGAUAUCUUUUCCAUCAACUCCAAAACUGGUGACAUCUCCCUGCUUAAGAAACUAGAGUAUAAUCAAAAGAAAGUAUACUCUUUUGUAAUAGAGGCACGAGAUAAAGGAACAAUGCCAAACUAUUCCCAGGUCAAGGUCAACAUUCAAGUUGAAGCUGUUAGAAAUGAUAGUAAUAACCCCCCUGUGAUUAAACUCCACAUGAUUUCAGGAAGCAAUGGAGUUGUUCCUAUAUCUGAACUUAUCAAUCUCAAUGCGGUUGUGGCAUACAUUAGUGUGGAAGAUUCAGACACUGGUAACAAUGGCAAUGUGGCGUGUACGAUCUCUUCCUCUUACUUCGGAAUUCAGGCUUUGUCUAGUAAAGGUUUCAAAGUUAUUGUACUAAAACUAUUGGACAGAGAAAGCGUCAGUCAACACACCAUUACUGUGAUUUGUCGAGACUUUGGAACUCCACCUCUGCAGUCCUCUAAAACCUUCCAUGUCAUAGUUUUGGAUGAAAAUGACAAUACACCCACAUUUGAUCAACCUGUCUACCUAGUUACCAUGAGAGAAAACAAUCCUAUUGGAGAAGCUCUCACGCAAGUAUCAGCCCUUGAUAAGGAUACGGGACUGAACUCGUGGAUUCAAUAUGUUCUUCAAAAUGACGCAGGAUCACAAUUUGGCAUCGACAACUCGACAGGGAUAAUCUACGCCACUAAAGUGCUGGACAGGGAGACGAGAAGUGACUAUGAAUUUCGUGUCUUAGCUGUAGACAGUGGUUAUCCACCAAGAACAGGUUCUGCUUUUGUGAUUAUCAAUGUUACUGACGUCAACGAUAAUCGACCAAUAUUCAGCAAAUCUCUUUUCACAUUUGAAGUCAGCGAGGGAAGGAACCCAUAUACUCCUAUUGGUAGAGUCAAAGCAUAUGACCCUGAUGUGGGAUUGAAUGCAUUCGUGCAGUAUUACAUGUUGGCACAAGAUAUAAAUGUUCCAUUUCAAGUUUUACGGAAUGGUACCGUCAUUACCAGCACUUCACUUGACAGGGAACUCCGAAGUCAGUAUAAUUUUAUGGUGUAUGCUAGAGACAGUGGAAAUCCUUCUCUGAACAGUUCUGCUAAUGUCACAGUGUACGUAAUGGAUGCUAAUGAUAACGCUCCCACCAUUCUGUUCCCAAACAAAAUGAACAACACUGUUUCUUCAACUGUCACCUCCCUACCCAUCACAAAAAUCGUAGCAGUGGAUAUAGAUGAUGGGAUCAAUGGACAGCUCACUUAUUUCCUUAUGAAUGAAGACGACAAAAACAUGUUCAAUAUUAAUUCUCAGACAGGAGAGCUUUAUUUCAAAAGCAAUUUUCACUUCACAACAGAACAAUUUAGAUUGAUGAUCUGUGUGAGAGAUUCCGGACUCCCUGUAAAACAUGUCUGUACUCAACUGAAUGUUAAUGUACUGGGUGAUGAUACCUUUUUUGAAUAAAAGAAGAAAGCCCAGAGUUACUUCCACUCGAUGAAAACAUCAAGCAGAGAAGUAUUGGAGUAGUGUUUGGUCCGGAAAUAUUGCAUAGACUGCUUCUGUAAAUACAUAUUUAAGGCAAAUACACAAUCAUCUAUUUAACACUAUAUUAUUUUCUAUUUUUCAGUCUUGUUCUCCACUUAUAAUAUGCAUCCUAAUAAAUUCAAAGCAGAUUGAAGAUGACUUUUACACAUUAUAUAAAAUAAAUGUUGCAGACGACAUAACUCAUUUACGGGUGGUGUUCGUGCUGGAAGAAUGAGUUUCCUAUUGCAGCAUUUACCAGUGCUAUUAAAG
Ostrea edulis (European flat oyster) is the source of this 2602-nucleotide messenger RNA. Its product is annotated as protocadherin-9-like. NCBI's taxonomy places the organism in Eukaryota, Metazoa, Mollusca, Bivalvia, Ostreida, Ostreidae. Gene Ontology annotation, cellular component: plasma membrane. Gene Ontology annotation, biological process: homophilic cell-cell adhesion. The record is from RefSeq and is a predicted model, not a curated record. The coding region runs from base 146 to 2272 and encodes 708 amino acids. The transcript has a single exon. Gene Ontology annotation, molecular function: calcium ion binding.